AUGUCGACACCCGCGGACGAAAAGAACCCUGCCAUAUUCAAUGUGACGUUGAGCGAUGGCGACGAGAAAGACAUCAAAGUCCCAAAGGAGCACGCGGCUUCUGUCGAUGAGCAACAGUACGACUUCGAAUCGGAGGAGUUCGCCAGCAUACCAGAUCUAGUUCGAAACGUUGUCAGCUUUGAGGACGAUCCAACGCUACCAACUAUUACCUUCAGAUCGGUGCUUCUUGCCGCUGUCUUCUGUAUCAUUGGGAGUAUCGUCUCUCAACUAUCAUAUUUUCGAACAACCCCUCUUGGUCGACUCCUAGCUCGCGUACUCCCAGAUUACACCGUCCCAUUGGGACGGUUUUCGUUCACGUUGAACCCGGGCCCGUUCUCUGUAAAGGAGCAUGCGAUCAUAGGGAUUGCUGCAAACUCGGGAAGUCAGGGGCAAUGGGCAAAUGGCCUAACGAUGAGCCCGGCUGUCUCCCUGUUCUUUGGUUGGGGAGCUUCUCUGCUGGGCUUCGCCUUUGCUGCUAUGGUCCGCAGGAUCUUGAUUGACGACCCAGAGUUCAUAUUCCCUCCGUCCCUGCAACAGGUCACAUUGUAUCGAAGCAUGCAAGGUACUUCGGAAUUGCACUCUGCUAUAGCCAAAAACAAGAUGAAGAUAUUCUAUGUCAUAUCGACAGUGACUUUCGCCUGGCAAUUUCUCCCCGAGUUUGCUUUCCCAAUGGUAGCCGCUCUAGCACCGCUCUGCUGGUUCGCUCCCAGCAACCACAAAAUCAAUUUCCUCGGAUCUGGGAAAGGAGGUAUCGGCUUGCUAAACAUCACACUCAAUUGGUCGAAUAUCACCUCCACGGUUAUCACUUAUCCGUACAGUGUCCAGCUUGUUAUAUUUAUCGCUUUUGUUAUAACAAACGGGACUUCUUACCCUUUCCAGACCCUGCACUCGAGCGGCAGCCAACAGGUAAACGAAACAAGAUACGAAGAAGUUGGCCUAUCCUAUGCUGGAGCCCAAUUCACGUGGGGGAUCUUUAUGUGGUAUGCGUCGUAUAUCUCAUCAUAUGUGUGGGCCGCGCUGUUUCUUGCACCGAAGCUUCGGCAAUUGUGGAAGAAUAGGAAAAAUCUGACAGCCUUCCGCACUGAUCGCCUGAAUCGUAUUAUCCAAAGAUAUCCUGAUGUAACCAAGUGGGAGUGGUUCACACUUGCUGUAAUCCCUCUGGGCCUGCUUCUCAUCAUUGUGGCCACGGGCUCUGUUUGGAUGUCUACAUGGACUUACGUCGUGGCGAUUGCUUUUGGCGCAUCGGCAAUGUUGCCCAUGAGUCUUGUCUAUGCGAUAUCGGGAUACUCAAUGAAAGUCGGUAUAUUUAACGAGCUCGUGUAUGGUUAUAUGAUCGAGGCGAAAGGGUCGAAUAGGCAUCCACUUGGACAGCUUGCCUACCGUAUUAUCUCAGGGAAUACAUGGUACGAUUCUAGGGCCGUCCUUGAGGAUCAAAAGAUUGGACACUACCUUCACAUCCCGCCACGCGAUGUCAUUGGCAUCCAAAUUAUCGCCAACAUGAUCUCACUCCCGGUGAACUAUGGCGUAAUGCGAUGGGUUCUCGCAACCAAGUACGAUUAUUUGACGGGCGUCCUAGACGAUCCGUCCGGUCAGUGGACGGCUCAAGACUUUACAAGCUAUAACACCGAAGGUAUUAUGUACGCGCUUGUUGGACCCAAGAAGCUUUUUGCCUCUUCUUACUUUAGCCCGGUGCUCUGGGGCUUCCUGGCCGGCGGUGUGGCGCCGGCAUUGAUAUGGUUCCUGCAUCAGAAGUACCCUCGCGCUCGUUUCGACCUAUGGAACACCACAAUUUUCUUUGCGAGCGCGGCUACCUUCCGUGGAAACCUGAGCACAGGACCCUUCACCACUAUCAUCGUCGGGACCGUAUUCAAUUACUACCUGUACAGGUAUCGCCACGUGUGGUGGAACAAGUGGGCGUACAUCAGUGGUGCGGCGCUGGACACGGGCUUCAACUUGAAUCUGCUGUUCAUAUUCCUUUUCCUCGGCACUACGGGCACGGCGAUGGUGAACUGGUGGGGCAACAACAAGACAAAUACUGAGAGGUGCUUUGCAUUGGACACAUGA
Diaporthe amygdali is the source of this 2103-nucleotide messenger RNA. RefSeq lists its product as uncharacterized. Gene Ontology annotation, biological process: transmembrane transport. Lineage: Eukaryota; Fungi; Ascomycota; Sordariomycetes; Diaporthales; Diaporthaceae. The transcript has 17 exons. The record is from RefSeq and is a predicted model, not a curated record. The coding region runs from base 1 to 2103 and encodes 700 amino acids. Gene Ontology annotation, molecular function: oligopeptide transmembrane transporter activity.